This is a messenger RNA of Naumovozyma dairenensis CBS 421, 969 nucleotides long. RefSeq names its product Cto1p (gene CTO1). The record is from RefSeq and is a predicted model, not a curated record. The transcript has a single exon. Lineage: Eukaryota; Fungi; Ascomycota; Saccharomycetes; Saccharomycetales; Saccharomycetaceae. The coding region runs from base 1 to 969 and encodes 322 amino acids.
AUGAGAAACGAUAUCAUAAUAUCAGACUUCGACGAAACUAUUACCACGAGGGAUACCACCUCGCUGGUUGCAUCUCUACCUUACAAGGUCAAACAAGGUCUGUCUCCACCUUGGUCAUAUUUCAAAGAUAAGUACAUGGACGCCUGCGUGGAGUAUAAGAAAGAAAACGCAAAUUGCAUACAAAAUAGGAAAUUACCUCUUCUACCAUUUUUGGAUGUCUCCAGGAACCAUGGUUUUCGUUCAGCAUUCAACGCCGAAUUUGUUUACCAGUCGGAUAGUAAAUUUGUUGAACUGAAAAGUAUCAGUGAAAUAGAAGAGUAUAACUUAUUCAAAGGGAUUACCCAUCACCAGGUUCAGGAGUACGCUUCGAAUUUAUUAAAUGAAGAGGACCCUUUAAUAAGACCAGGCUUCAUGAAUUUUAUUUCCUCUAAUGUUAAACCAGAAAAUUUCUAUAUUGUCUCUGUGAACUGGUCUAAAGAAUUUAUAUAUAGUAUCCUACGAUAUGCUAAUAUUGAUCCAUCUCAUAUUUUUUGCGAUCAUCUACUUUCAUCUGGUAGUGAAUAUACAGGAAUUUUCUCCAAAGAGUUAAUGACUGGAUGUGAUAAAGCAAACAUAUUAGACACUAUAUUACUUAGUAGAUCAAACGAUCUUGACCUAUUAUCCAAGAAUACCAGAGUUUGGUAUAUCGGAGAUAGUGAAACGGAUAUCUUACCUUUAUUACAUCCUUCUGUAAAUGGUGCUAUAUUAAUUAAUCCUCUACAUGAAUUAAAAAAAUAUUUAACUAUUAGUAGGGACGUUCUUGGUGCUUCAGCUUCCGUUGUCGAAUCAUUUAUGAAUGUGGACAGAGAAUACAUUAAAGUUGUUGAUAAGAGCGCAACUACUAGUGUAUAUUUUGUCAAAUCAUGGGAUGCGUUCGAUAAGUUAUUGAAUGAACCUUACAUGAUGGAGGCGCCUAUGAACGAAGGUUAG